AUGCGAUCACAAUGGCUCACUCUGGGGCUCGGUUUUCUCAUCCUUGGUUCCGUCUGGCUCACGUCAACACAGAUUAGCACGCUCGGCGCGGGCUGUGCUGGUGAUCGCGGUCCCGCUCAAGCUCCUGUCGAGGAGUUGUCGGAUGUGUCGCGCUCCAGGACUGUCCAUCUUUGCAUUUGCAGCGAUGAUCCAGACUUUCGCCCCGCCGUGGUGGCCAUUCGGUCGGCAGUGUCAUCAUCACCGCAGUCGCAUCGGUUUGUGUUUCACUUUGUCACAACGCAAGAGCUGUCAACUCGCUUCCUGAAUGUGGCGAAGCUGCAGCUUCCCGGCAUACGUGUAGAGGUACAUGCUGACGAGGAGCUGCAGCAGGCUAUCCAAAGCCGCAUCUUGUUUCGGAAGGGAGCAGGUCGGAAGGUCUUGGCAAGUCCGUUCAACUUUGCACCGUUCUACUUGCCGCACUUCUUGUUGGCCUCAAGCCAGACCUUCCACACACAAACGGAGAGGCUGAUAUACUUCGACGCAGACAUUGUUAUUCUCGGUGACCUCGCCCAGCUCUUUGACAUGGACAUGCAGGGCAAAGUUUGCGCUGCCGUGCCUUACUGCCAUCAACGGCUCAAAACAUACAUCAACUUUGAUGUCCUCCACAGCCUCGGCCAUGAAGGGAUCGACCCGGAUUCCUGCAUCGCAAACCGAGGGCUUCUUCUCAUUGACGUUCAAGUUUGGAGUGCUAUGAAGAUCACAGAGUCAAUAGAGAAUUGGUUGGAUGUGUAUCGCGCUUCCGACGUGGACCUUUGGGUCGGUGGCAUGUCCCAGCCACCAUGGCUGCUUGCGAUGAACGGAAACUAUACGCGCCUGUCGGAUGAUUGGAACUGCAACAGCUUGGGGCGACAUUCCAUGAUCCCGGCGGAGGCGGCGGUGCUGCGAAAUCUCGGGUUUGAAGACACUCACCUGCAGGAGCUGCAUGUGGAGCCUGUUGCCAAUGGUUUGAACCCAUAUGUUGUGCUUUGCAGCAGCACCGGAAAAAUAUUGCAUUACAAUGGCGCCAUGAAGCCAUGGCUUCUUGACAGCGACACAAUUUCAGUUCCG
Symbiodinium necroappetens is the source of this 1086-nucleotide messenger RNA. The record is from the annotation of a GenBank genome assembly. Lineage: Eukaryota; Dinophyceae; Suessiales; Symbiodiniaceae.